Molecule: messenger RNA, 5857 nt
Organism: Oenanthe melanoleuca
Lineage: Eukaryota; Metazoa; Chordata; Aves; Passeriformes; Muscicapidae
Gene: SLC9B2
Product: solute carrier family 9 member B2
Exons: 11
Coding region: 2497-4131 (544 amino acids)
Biological process (GO): proton transmembrane transport
Cellular component (GO): membrane
Molecular function (GO): antiporter activity
Source: RefSeq, a predicted model, not a curated record
CAUCCCCGGGCUCCUUGCAUCCCCGGGCUCCUUGCAUCCCAGCCCCUGCAGCGGGAAGCUUGGCGGGGCUGCGAGCUGAGAGCGGGCUUGGCAGGCAGGAGGCUGCUCCCGCGCUUACUUAGCGCCUUUUUGUGGAUGUUGAUGUUUGGGUGUUUUGAUCGUUGCCAGUGGCUCUGGUGGUGUUUGUGGAAUUGCGUGUGCCUCGCUUUCUGUACCUUCUGCAGAGCUCGUGCCAUGGGCAUGCACGGGCUGUCCCUGUCACUCUGCUCUCCCUCACUGCCCACUCCAAAACAACUGAAAUGAGAGCAUCUCACACGAACCUUUCUGCUUUCAAAAGGAGAAAAGUGUAUUUUACAGGGAGGUGCUAAAAUAGAUCUGUUCCUGGCUGGUUUCCAUGGGAUAGGCCUUAACCCUGAGCUAUAAAUUUCACUCCAUGAUUUCUCAAUCACUGAUUUCUGUUGGCAUAGAAGGUGAAAUUGAAAAACCAAAACAGCGUCCCUUACCCAAAAACCUGUGAACUUCCAAAAGACCCAUGCUGGCAUAAGUACCCUAACUACUCACUUUGGUUCCGUGUAUCCAAAGGACAGGUCCUGAAAAAGGGUUCUUGAUCCUGCCGAAGACCUGCCACAAAACAGAUAAGCACAGCACUAUUAGAUUCCUCAUUCACUCCCUGAAACCAUUCCUGUUAAACAGUGUCCCUGCUUAGUCAAUCUUUCCUGUCCCACACGCUGCCGUGAACUGCACUUUCAGGAGCUGAAUCUGUGGCAAGGUGGACUUGCUUUUCUCAGACGUGCUAAUGUAUUUUGUGUCAAGAGCUACAUGAUUGAGCUGGGAUAUUGCCCGUGCAAAGCAGGAUGGAGAACAAUAUCCUUCUGUCCUUUGCUUGCACACAAACCAAGUGCAAAAUUAAAUGCAGAAAUCCACUCUGGGAAAGUGGUCAGUGAAGGGAAGGAGGCAGGCACUGGUAAGUUGCUGAUACUUUCCAUUCCACUUAGGAGGACUGGAAUUUGUGAAUUCCCAACCCCAUGAAAGGAUUUUUUAAAAAACCGAAAAGUAUCACUGAUAUAAUUAGAAAAAAACCCUAAACCCACAACUAUUUGGUUCCGCUAGUACUAAAAAUACAGAAAAGUACUGAAAAUUGAGUAAAUAAACACUUUACCUUUUAAAAGGAAGGGAAAAAAAUCAGAACUAUUAACUUAGAACACACUGAAAGUGUUUGCCUAUGGCUCUGUAUUUUCCUUCUACUGAGGUCAUGCCUCAGGCCAGUUUUAUACCAGAAUAUCUCAAAUAAAACCUCAUAGGUGUUAGAAUGGCCCUUGUCUUUAUGGUAUCAGCCAUUCCCAAAUAUCAAAUAUUUAAUUUUAAACUUGAGCCUUGAUAACUUUGAGAAUCACUAUUCUGACUUACUUCCAACCAUCUAGCAAGGAAGGAAUUUCUUGGCUCAGAAGUUCUGGCUUAAUUUCACUGGUGUUUUAUAUAGCCAGAGCAAUGUAAAAGACUUGAAGGAAAUUUAGCUGAUGGAGAAUAUCUGCCAGUCUUUGCUAGAAGAGAGAGUACUAUCAAGCCUUGUCUCCAAAUAUGUGCCUGCCCCCCUUGAUGGCUCACACCUGUGAAACUACAGUAAAUAUGUGCACCAAAAAAUAUCUGACAUACAAUACAGUGCACUGCCAUAUUUCUUGUUAGAAUCUGUGGGACAGAAAGUGGACCAGUUAGAGUGAGCAGAUACAAUAAUAAUUAUCCAAAAACUACAAAACUACUUGCAUCUUAUUUUCCACUCUGAGAAGUAUCUCCAUGGGAUAUAAUCAGUAAAAAAGAGCCAUGUUUAAUCAGGCUGCAAGCUGUGAAAAGUCCUGAUCUUUAUUCAAACAGGUAUCUUCACUUACUCAAUGUGUUUGUAACUAGUAGCAUCUACAUAAACACGUUCUUAAAAUUCCUCUGAAAAUCAACCUGGAUCAGCCAGGCUUAAGUUAGGGAAAAAAAUAUCCCCUCCUGAAGCUUUAGAAACCUCUUAGUUCUAGAAACUAUAGCUGUUCUAACUUUAUUAAAUGGUCACUUGCAUUGACAUAUACACAGGGCCUGUGACCCUUUCAGAACUAAUGGUCCUACUAAGUGGUGCCAACAGCAAAUAACCUUUAUUAUGUGCUGAAAGGAGGCACAAAUGGAUAAAGAUGUACUACAGCCAUACUUUUAAGAAGGAAUGAAGAGGUUAGCACAGAUAAUUGUGAUUCUAAAACUCAGAUUUUGGUUUUGGGGGUUUUUUUAUGCUUGAAGUUCUAAACUUAAUACUGUUCUUCAGUUAGUUUCUGUCUCUUGUUCUUAGGUACAGCAUACAGAGGGACAUAAAAACCACUAAACUUGAAAUUGGGCUGAGAGGAUUUUUCCACCUGGUCUGUGAGGAAUAGACAACACCACUGAGAAGUCAUCCAUUUGGAAAACAGUGAUUAUUUGCUUCUCUUAAACUUUUCCACCUUUAUUUAUGUCUUUAGGUUUACAACAAUGGUAAAGGAAGAUGUAAAUGACAGUGAAGAUUCUGAAACAUCAGUAUGUGAGAGAAAUGGCAUGAUUCCCAUGCAUGAGCAAAGUGAGCAGGGACCAACAGCAGAUGCCAAGGGUACUGAUGGGAAUGUACAAACAGAAGAAACUGCUCUCUUGAACCACUGCACUCAGCAACCUCCAGAACCAACAGCAGGGUCUCCAGUACCCGCAAGAACAUGGAGGCAAAUAUUUGCUUGUCCUCCUCAGGGUUUACUGGCCCAAACAGUGACAAAUGUUGCAUUUGUGGUCCUGGUUUGGGCUGUGCUUUGGUCCAUAACUGGGGCUGAGUGUCUCCCAGGUGGAAAUCUCUUUGGAAUUCUAUUUCUUUAUUUCUUUGCUGUCAUCGGAGGUAGAAUUUUUGGAUUCAUUAAAAUAGGAACGCUGCCCCCUCUUCCUGCUCUUCUGGGGAUGCUACUUGCUGGUUUCCUAAUCCGAAAUACCCCGUUCAUCAGUGACCUUGUCCAGAUAAACCUACACUGGUCUGCAGCACUGAGGAAUAUUGCUCUUUCCAUUAUCUUGACCCGAGCAGGACUCGGCCUGGAUCCAAAGGCUCUUAAGAAGCUCAAAGGUGUGUGUUUACGGCUUGCUUUCGGCCCGUGCCUCUCAGAAACAGGCACAGCUGCUGUCCUUGCCUACAUGUUCCUGCAUUUGCCGUGGCAGUGGGGAUUUAUAUUAGGUUUUGUUCUAGGUGCAGUCUCCCCUGCUGUGGUGGUUCCCUCCAUGCUGAUUUUACAAGCUGGGGGUUAUGGGGUGGAGAAAGGUGUCCCAACUUUGUUAAUGGCAGCUGGCAGCAUCGAUGACAUUCUGGCUAUCACAGGCUUCAACACUUGCCUUGGGAUGGCUUUCUCUUCUGGUUCUACUCUGUACAAUGUGCUCCGUGGAGUACUCGAGGUUGCUGUUGGCAUAGCAGCUGGGGGAAUUCUGGGAAUGUUCAUUCGCUAUUUCCCAAGCCAUGACCAGGCAUCUUUGGCAUGGAAGAGAUCAUAUUUUGUACUUGGACUGUCCAUGUUUGCUGUUUUUGGCAGCAUCUACUUUGGCUUCCCUGGAUCAGGAGGGCUCUGCACAUUAGUCUUAGCUUUUGUUGCAGGUGUGGGAUGGUCUGAUGAAAAGAGGGAAAUAGAAAAAAUUGUGGCAGUUGCUUGGAAUAUCUUUCAACCUUUUCUUUUUGGUUUAAUUGGAGCAGAAGUAUCCAUUACAUCUCUUAGGCCUGAAACUGUUGGGCUCUGUGUUGCUAUAUUAGGCAUUGCCCUAGUUGUGCGAAUUGUAGCAACGUUCCUGAUGGUGUCUUUUGCUGGGUUUAAUUUCAAGGAGAAGGUAUUUGUCUCACUGGCAUGGAUUCCCAAAGCCACUGUCCAGGCUGCAAUAGGUUCUCUUGCCCUGGAUACAGCAAGACGACAUCAAGAUGAGCAACUGGAAAAGUAUGGAAUGGAUGUACUGACAGUUGCUUUCUUGGCUAUCUUGAUCACUGCUCCAAUUGGAGCCCUGGUUAUCGGCUUAGCAGGGCCCAGACUUUUGCAGAAGGCUCAGACAAAUAGCAAGGAGGAUGAGGAAGGUGCAGAGGUUGGAGAAGAGGCGAAGGCUGGUGAACCUUCGUAAGAGAGACAACUACAGCAAUCUGCUCCUUCAACCCUGACACUUUUGUUGAGUAAAGAUGGCACGUCUCUAAUCUUUCUGGAGGAACCUAAAACUAUCAGUUACCCCUGCUAUUUUUAAAGCAGUCCUGGUGGAGUUCUAUAAAAUAUUUUUAUGUGAUGAUCGUGCCUUUAGAUGAAAUAGCUGAACAUACAGUGAAUAAGAUGACCUGGCAGUGAGUCACUGAGAACUUAGCAGUCAAGAGUUGCUUGAAAUGUGUGGGUGGUGAGGCCAGAGAGAGGGUCAGAAUUGUUGAGGCAUGGAGUGGAGUCAUGAGGUAGAAUAUAAACAGAAAAAGAUGGAGACUAAUGUGAGUAACUUCUUGAUGGUUGAAACUGGGCUGUGAGAUGACAAGUUCCACAACUCAAAGAAAGCAAUUUCCAAGUAAGAGAUUGCUGACACAUAGUGAACAAGUCCUGCCAUGGGUUGGUGAUUCUCUCUCCUUCCUCAUUUGAGUUCUAAAACCUGCCUUUGCUUAUUGCUGUUCUUCCUCAUGGCUGAGGCACUCCUUUGUGCCUUCAAGGACUGCCAGCUCUGGUCAUAGCAAGGAACAGCAAGUGGCACUUACAUGCUCAAGGAGACAGCUGGGGCCAUCCUAGACUGUGGUAAUAGAGAUGUUGGUGCCAUCAGAAAAAAGGAGAGGGCCUGAAAAUGGGAUGAGGGUUGUGGGGUGGCUAUAAGGACUGGGGAUAGGUUGUAUGGGAUUGGGAUGGCUGCAUCUUCACCUGUGUACCUCUGCCUUCACACAACAUGUUCUACAGCCAGGAGUAACCUCUGUUGAUCAAAAUCCUGCUCUUGCCUUUUAGAUUUGGUACCACUUGACAGAUACCAGUAAAUCUGUCUGCCUCUGCUAUGUUUUGUACAACUAGCUCCAAGUAAGUUAGUAACUCCAUUCGGAGGUAUGAGGUCAGUACAGCGUCCCUCAGAAACUGGAAGUUACUUUGUUAUUUUUUGGAAAGGCUAUUAGAUCCUGCUAGUAACUGAGGCAGACAACACCCUCCUGCAGAUUUCUACACUAUAGUUCACUGAACUAAUUUUACAGGAUACUGUGUAGAAUACAUUUGAUGGUGUCUAGAUUUUCGCAUUAGUAAGAACUAAUAAUUUCUAUUUUAGCUUUUAAAUUUUUAAUAUGCAAAAAAAAUGUACAAAAAUACUUUUAACUACUUAAAUACUUCUAAUGUUGACACUGUACUAUUUACAGAGAGUCAUAUGUCAUACAGAUGAGCUGUAUAUAGCUCAAUAUGUAUGCCUUUGUAUAAGCCUUACUCUCCAAGCAAAAAGAAAGCUUCCUGAGAAAUACUUAAAUUUCAUAGCCUGCAGUUUCAGCACAAUGAUAAAAAUACCAGGAAAUUCUUUGGUAAGUUUUCUCUUAACAGUUGUCAUUUACAUUAUAUUUUUCUAACUAUGCAUACUUCUGUUCUCUCUGCUUCCUCGGGAAUGUACCAUCUUUAGUUCAGUUUGUCUCCUGACCUGAAAGGAAGAUGCUUUCAGAUGGCACCUGAUGGGUUUGAAGCUAGAGCAGUGGUUAAGGCUGCUGUGCUUGGUUGUUAUUGAGACAUACCUGGACUUCUGUGCCUGUUCUACUUCACCUGCACUCCUGCUGUUCCCCUGGCCCACUCCUGUUCAGCAUCUUUAUUGAUGAUCUGGAUAAAGGGGAUUGAGUGCACCCCCAAUAAAUUCAUGGACAACA